Cynara cardunculus var. scolymus (artichoke) is the source of this 1308-nucleotide messenger RNA. RefSeq names its product pelargonidin 3-O-(6-caffeoylglucoside) 5-O-(6-O-malonylglucoside) 4'''-malonyltransferase-like. NCBI's taxonomy places the organism in Eukaryota, Viridiplantae, Streptophyta, Magnoliopsida, Asterales, Asteraceae. The record is from RefSeq and is a predicted model, not a curated record. The transcript has a single exon. The coding region runs from base 1 to 1308 and encodes 435 amino acids.
AUGGCAAUCGAUAUCGUAAAACAAUCAAGCAAAUUCAUAAAACCCGCCACUCCAACUCCUCCAAACCUUCGUCAUUUCAGGAUAGGCUUCAUCGACGAGUUUGCUCCAUCCGCGAAUGUAAGUGUUGUUCUCUUCUUCUCCAUCAAUGGCGAUAGAAACCCGAAGUUCAUUGCGCAACUGGGAGAAUCACUUCAGACGACCUUAAUACGGUUCUACCCUCUAGCGGGUAGAUAUGCAGCAGAAACUCGCACCAUUGAUUGCAAUGACCAAGGUGCUGAGUUUAUGCAUGCCAAAGUUAACAUCAAACUUGAAGCAUUUCUUGAUUCUGAAGUGAAUGUUAAGCUUGUUGACAAAUUCCUUCCACGUGAAAUUGGGGAAAGUGGUCUUAUCACUGACCCAAUACUCGCGAUUCAAGUGACCACGUUCGAGUGCGGUGGUGUAGCACUUGGUGUAAGCAUUUCACAUAAGAUCGCUGACGCCUCUACUCUUAGUACAUUCUUGAACGAAUGGGCUGUUAUUAACCGAGAAGAAAAGAGGAUCGAACUCACUGGAUCUUGUCGUUUCAACGCAGCCUCAUUGUUUCCUUCUCGUGGUGUACCUGCAUUAGACCUAGGGUUUAGUAGAUCAAUAAGAGAUGAUGACAUGCAAAGCAAAUAUGUCACAAAGAAACUCUCAUUCAGUGAAAGCGAAAUAUCAAACUUGAAAGAGAAGGCCAUGCUGAUCAAUGGAAGAAAUGGAACCCCACAAUGGUCAAAGGUACAAUUGGUGUCUGCAAUCAUACUGAAGUCCUUCAUCUGCGUCGAUCGAGCAAUACGUGAUGAUCCAAGAGAUACUAUACUUAUUCAUCCGAUAAACCUAAGGGAAAAAACUGCAUCUCUAAUACCUAAAGAUUCUUGUGGGAAUCUUUGGGGGAUAUUAGCUACAGAAUGCGGAGUUGUUGAAGCAACUGAGGCACUGGCUGAUCUAUUAAGAGAUUCUAUCAAGAACACCAUAAGUAACUACUUGAAGGUAAGCCAUGAUGAUGAGGGAGAGCAGACAAUGGUUCUGAAUUCCAUCUUAAAUGUAGGCCAGAUUCCUCAAACAGCAAACGUGAUUUGGAUGUCUAGUUGGUGUAAGUUCCCUUUCUACGAAGUUGACUUUGGUUUUGGAAAGCCAAUUUGGGCAAACCCUGGUGGCAUGCCUGUUAAGAAUUCAGCAUGUUUGAUGGAUGGUGUUGGAGGUGAUGGAGUUGAAGCUUAUGUCUGUAUGGAACCUAAAGACGUCCCUUAUUUUGAAGAAUCUCUAGAGAUCAAAGUUUGCGUUGGUUAG